UUGGCUGAAAGAAGACGUUUCAAAUAUGGCAAUAGUUGACGUUAAGCUCGUGUCUGGAUUUUCGGUGAACGAAGAAUCGCUGCAGAAGGUAAGCCAUUUAUUAGCUAAUCAAGGUAAAUUUACAAAGAUUUACGUAUAUGAUAGAUGAUCAGCUUUCAAUCCACAACCAUCAGAAAAACUAAGCCGAUGCUAAAGUUACUGUACGUAAAUCAGGACGAAAUCAGUGUUAUCCGAUGUACAAAUAUUGAUUGAACAUUCGUUUCAUUUAAAUUUUCUUUAUGAAUGGAUCAUUCCCCAUGCAAUUAACCAAAAUUUUGAUCUCAACCAGUCUAGACAAAAUUCCAUCAUAGCAUGAAAGAGCAUCGCAAAAUGAGUAAUAUUCCAAAGUUUCGUUGCAAAAUGUUGUAAAAUGCGGAUAAUAUAGCCUUGCGAAAUUUGUAAUUUUCAGUCAUUUUGUAUUACGCACAGAAGUGGUAACCAUUUCCCGUUUGUAAUCUAAGAUGACUGAAAAUUGCAAACUUCGCAAGGCUAUAUUAUCCGCAUUUUACAACAUUUCGCAAAGAAACUCAAAGAAACUUUGGAAUAUUACUAAUUUUGUGAUACUCUUCCAAGCUGUGAUGAAAUUUUUGUCUAGACUUUUUGAGUUCAAAAUUUGGGUUAAUUGGGGAAUGGUCCAUUAUUAUUAAUGAGUAGCUAUUGUAUAAUGCGCUAAUAAUAAUUAAUAGGAAUUAAUGAAUACAGGAAUUAAUACAUGCAGGAAUUAAUACAGUAAUUGAAAGGGAUCACUUACGUCGAAUACAACGCAUUUUUCUAGAAAUUGGAACAGACGAAUAAUUACAGUCCAACGAUCUUAAAACGUUAUGAAAUUGAAGGACAAAAUGUUAUUCUCUACUUUGACGAGGUAACCGUAAUAUACUUAUAGCUAAUAGUAACUGAUCAAAUGAGAUGGAAAUAAUCCAUUGAAGAACAAGGAUUUAAACUAUGAAUUUAUUCAUAACUAGAGGGCACAGGUAUGCAGCGAGUAUGGGAAGUAAGGUAUCAUAUUGCUGAUUACGCUGAAAAAUAAAGAGUGAUAGCUUAUACGUGUAAAUAUUGAAAUAUUUCGGUUGUUUCGGCAAUUUUUAUUGAAAUUUUUCAGCAUAAUCAGCAAUAUGAUACCUUUCUUCCCAUCGUUCCCUGCGUGCAUAAAUUAAAAGCUGGAAUUGCCUAUAGGCGACCGGCCUGAUGUCCAUGGAUGACUAUAUGUCAAGCAGAAAAAUUUUUCAAAAAAACCAUUUUUCCGACCUACUUACUCUAUUUGUUUCGGCCCCGGAUAUGCAUGAAAUUUGAACUACGUACAGCAUACUCUUUGAUACGUCCAUAACUUGAUCGAAUUAAAAACCUUCUGUAACUUGUAUUGUUUAAUAAUCCUUCCAGAUAAAAUCGAUGAGUUUCUCACUGGAUAUUGUUCAAAGUACACUGGUAAAGAAAACAAAGCCAGGUGUUAUUCGUGUUUAUGAUUACUAUAAUCCAGGUAUGGAUGCAUGCUUUCGAUUCGCUAUGCAAUUUAUGUGCCCAUCAAAUUAAACUGUAUUUUUUGCAUAAGGGGUGGACCUAGUCUAGUCCCAGGCCUUUCCACGUGGCUGGUUCUGUUUCGUUUCUGAGCCUCUGGAGAAGGCCAAGCAAAAUUCGUUAAUUAUGAAUUUCAUAAAGUAAACUUACUGGAACUUUCAGCGCAUGCACUUCUUUCCAUUUACCAAAAUACCUUCAUUCUUCAUCCCAAAGCCAUAAAUUAUCCAAAAACAUCGAUUUAAAUAUGUAAAUUGGAGGGAGAAAAACAUAGUUCCCAGAAGGACAGUUUGUAAAUUUUACUAGGCUUUCUCACUUCCGCCUUUCCUUAGACUUCCCAAGCAAUAGCACGUAUCGGAAGCGAAAGGCAGGAACUAGAUUAGGGUGGACCAUUAGGUUGGGACACUCCGAAAACAUUUCUCAGCAAGUGAUUCGACUCCAUUUGGAAACAAGCACGUUAAACUGUAUAUUGAUCUUAGUUACACGACCACAUCAGCUAUGCUGUAAAAUUACCUUGCUAAAAUAAAUGCUUUUAUUUUUAUUAUUAUCUUUAAAAAAUAUGCGAAUGAAAGCUCCUAGCUCACAUGACACAUGAAAGGGUCGCUUUGCGUGGAUAAUAUGCAAUAUCUUAAUUUUUUAGAAAGCCAAGGGAAAGUAAUGUACAACAUCACAGAGAAAGAUUGUUAUGGGGAAAAGAGUAAGUUAAUUUGUACAGUUUUUGUUUCUAUCCUUUUUAAGGACCUCAAUUCUAGGAUGAAGGGUCCUUUAAUUUGAUUAAUUAUAAAAUAGCGAUGUAUUGAUAAAUUCUUUAGCAUCGAGGGAUGACUAGGUUGUAUUCCGUUUUCAUUUGCAGUUGAAAGAGAAUGUCCGAAGUGUCUAUCUGUCGAUGAUUUUGAAGAUUUCUUUGACAAAAAUAUAAACUGUUCCAUUUAUCGUAAGUAUAUGCUAGAAUACGAUUCGUACCCGACAAAUCACAGCGUGUAAACGUACCUUAAACAUAUACCCACCCUGGUCAAAAAGUUUACAAAAGGAUAACGUUCAGUUAUCACACAUGUCCUUUACCACUUCUGUGACAUGAGUUUGAUAACUGCUUGGGCAAUUUUCUUCAGUCCAAAUUUCCAUGUUGUCUGCACAUGUACUUUCUUUGAAGACACCAUUUGCCUCCUGGCAAAUCGGAAAAUGAUCAAGAUAGUGACUCUAAUUGGUUUACAUUUUGCAUUGACAUAUGAUUGUUGACAUUGCUUUUUACUCUUCAAUAUUUGAGUAAGUCAUGCUUUGGAAAUGACAACAAUUGUUUUAUUAUCAUGUUUUAUUAUCAACUCUUGACUUUUAUUUUUCAUUUACCCAACCUUUUACUAUCAUUCAAAAUUUUGUUUACUCAACCCUUUUCUCUUCGGUACCACCCCCCCCCCCCCAUAAACAAUAGCCACCCGGUUCCUUAGAAGAAAACAAAAUAACAACAUAAUAAGACAUCCAUUUUAUGUAUUUUAGUGAUGCGUGCAAAAUCCCGCAAUGGCCUCAUGAAAGUGAAAAAAGCCUAUAUCAAAACGGACAGAACUCAAGAUAAGAAAUCUCGUCCUUAUGAAAUACCCGAAUUUUGUCCUUGUGACGAAGUCUAUGAUGGCGUGACGUCAUUGGUGUUAGGACAAAGCGAUUAUUUCCGAAGGAACGGCGAAGAUGCAUCAAUUGUGUUCAACUCUGCCACAACGAUUGCCAAGUGGGACUCUACGAAAAUGAGAAAGAUAUUUAAGAAGAAGAUGAUCUCGAAGAUUUAUCGUAGAUGCAAUCGGUUGAAUAGUGGCUUGCGAGGUUGAGGAUUGUGCGUGCGGUGCUUUUUUAUUUUUUUCUUAUCAAAAUCUUUAGUUAUACGUGUUUAGCUUUAAUUUUAUACCCAAAUAUAUACAAUUAAUGGAUGUUAUUUCUGUAAGUGCUCGCAGACCUUGUGUCUAUCGUAGUUCAUUUAAUUAACUGACAUAAUUAUAACUUGAUUUAGUAUAAUUCACAUCUAAGAUAAUGCCAAAUAAAAAAACUUCUAAAAAAGCUGUCGAUGGGGAUUUGUUUCAAUGAAUGAGCUGCUUUUAGUUUGUUAUGUUGUUUUUAUCGUUACACUGUGUGUGUACAAUAUAUUUUUCCACGAUAUGUGAAAAGCCCGCUUUUCCGCGUCCGUUAAACUGCGUCCGCUAUUCCGCGAU
Molecule: messenger RNA, 3740 nt
Organism: Paramuricea clavata
Lineage: Eukaryota; Metazoa; Cnidaria; Anthozoa; Malacalcyonacea; Plexauridae
Source: the annotation of a GenBank genome assembly